Messenger RNA from Rangifer tarandus platyrhynchus (Svalbard reindeer), 1884 nucleotides. Lineage: Eukaryota; Metazoa; Chordata; Mammalia; Artiodactyla; Cervidae. The record is from the annotation of a GenBank genome assembly.
AUGCCCAAGUGGGGCGCGCGGCGGAGGCCCGGCCUCCUGCUCGGCGCGCUUCUGCUGAUCGUGUGCCUCCCGGUGCUCCGCAGGCUGAACUGGAGCGGCCUCGGCGCCUCGUUGUUGUGGCGCCGGCACCUAGGGCUGCGGGCCGAUGGCCAGAACUUCAAGCUGGAGAACUCGGCCUUCUGGAUCUUCGGGGGCUCCAUCCACUACUUCCGGGUGCCCCGGGCCUACUGGAGGGACCGGCUCCUGAAGCUGCGGGCCUGCGGCCUCAACACGCUGACCACCUACGUCCCGUGGAACCUCCACGAGCCGCAGAGAGGCACAUUCGACUUCUCCGGGAACCUGGACCUGGAGGCCUUCAUCCUGCUGGCGGCGGAGGUGGGGCUGUGGGUGAUCCUGCGUCCAGGCCCCUACAUCUGCAGUGAGAUGGACCUCGGGGGCCUGCCCAGCUGGUUACUCCGAGACCCUGAUAUGAGGCUGAGAACAACUUACAAGGGCUUCACGGAAGCAGUGGACCUUUAUUUUGACCACCUGAUGCUCAGGGUGGUGCCGCUCCAGUACAAGCAUGGAGGACCCGUCAUCGCUGUGCAGGUGGAGAAUGAGUAUGGGUCCUACAACAGAGACCCCGCCUACAUGCCUUACAUCAAGAAGGCCCUGCAGGACCGGGGGAUCGUGGAGCUGCUUCUGACCUCAGACAACCAGGACGGCCUGAAGAAUGGCAUUGUGGACGGAGGGCUGGGCGGGCAGAGGCGCCAGCUGACUCCUCCCUCUGGCGCACAGGGCACUCGGCCCAAGAUGGUGAUGGAGUACUGGACGGGCUGGUUCGACUCGUGGGGCGGCCCCCACUUCAUUCUGGACUCCUCAGAGGUCUUGAACACAGUGUCAGCCAUCGUCGAAGCCGGCUCGUCCAUCAACCUGUACAUGUUCCACGGGGGCACCAACUUCGGCUUCAUCGGAGGAGCCAUGCACUUCCAGGACUACAAGCCCGAUGUCACCAGCUACGACUACGACGCGGUGCUGACAGAGGCUGGGGACUACACGGCCAAGUACACAAGGCUCCGGGAAUUCUUUGGCUCCAUGUCAGGGGCCCCUCUCCCCGUCCCGCCUGCCCUUCUUCCCAAGACGGCGUAUGACCCGGUGACACCAGCCUUCUACGUGUCCCUGUGGGACGCCCUGAACCUCCUGGAGCUGCCAGUCACCUCGGAGCACCCGGUCAACAUGGAGAACCUCCCGAUCAACGGGGGCAGCGGGCAGUCCUUCGGGUACACGCUCUAUGAGACCACCAUCACCUCGUCCGGCGUCCUCAGCGCCGUUGUGCGUGACCGCGGACAGGUGUUCCUGAACACGUUCUUCCUGGGGAUCCUCGACUACAAGACGACGACGAUUAUCAUCCCCAUGGUCCAGGGGUUCACGACGCUGAGGAUCCUGGUGGAGAACUGUGGGAGGGUCAACUACGGGGACAGUAUCGACCAGCAACGCAAAGGUAUCAUUGGAAAUGUCUAUCUGAACGAUUCUCCCUUGAAAAAAUUCAAAAUCUACAACCUGGAGAUGGACAGGAGCUUCCUGCGGAGGCUCACUGGAGACAUGUGGAAGCCUGUCACGGAGCAGCCCAUGUUCCCUGCGUUCUUCCUGGGGGCACUGUAUGUCUCGGACCCCCCCUACGACACCUUCAUGAAGCUGGAGGGCUGGGAGAAGGGGGUCGUGUUCAUCAAUGGCCAGAACCUCGGCCGUUACUGGAACAUCGGGCCCCAGGAGACCCUCUACCUCCCCGGCGCCUGGCUGGACACAGGCUUAAAUAAGAUCAUGGUCUUUGAGGAGAAGAGGGCGCAACAGAUAAUCCAGUUCGUGGACACGCCCAGCCUGGGCCCGCAUGAGUACCUGCACUGA